AUGGUAUACAACUUAUUGUAUCAUCAAGAAAUCAAUUUUCAGGCACUAACUUUGCUUGGUGUUGCUUCGGUCGCCUUAAGCAAUGACCAUCAUGGAGUCUUAGGGCAGAAUUUGAUAAUACAUCACACACCAGAACUUUUACACGUUGGAUCUCAUACUCCUGAGCAUCAUAAAGAAUACGCAUGGACGAAUCCGUCAUAUGAGUUCUCAUACCAAGUUAAUGAUCCCCAUACUCAUGAUCAUAAAGGUCAUCAUGAAACUAGACAUGGCGAUGAAGUGAAGGGUAUGUACUGGCUUGUACAACCCGAUGGCCGUAAGCGCACCGUCAAGUAUCAUGCCGACCAGCACCGUGGAUUUAACGCCCACGUUGAAUAUUCUGAGCCUAUUUAUCAUGGUCAUCACAAAGAUCACAAACAUCAUGAAGAUCAUCAUAAAGAAGAACUGCAUCAUGUACCUGAAUCCGAACAUCAUGAAGCUGUUCAUUACAAACCUGAACCUCACUCCGAAGAUAAACAUGAGUACCAUGAAUCUGAAAAUUACCAUGAAGAGAAACACUAUGAAAAGGAACAUGAGAAACACAAACACCACGAACCCGAGUAUCAUCUUCAUGAACAUAAGGAACCAGAGCACCAUGAGCAGGAUCAUAAACAUCACGAGCAUGAGCAAGAUGAUGAAAACCAUCAAGGACAUGAAUACUAUGUUAACGAACAUUAUGGUCACCAUGGUGAACUAUUACACGUUGGAUCUCAUACUCCUGAGCAUCAUAAAGAAUACGCGUGGGCGUAUCCGUCAUAUGAGUUCUCAUACCAAGUUAAUGAUCCCCAUACUCAUGAUCAUAAAGGUCAUCAUGAAGCUAGAGAUGGCGAUGAAGUGAAGGGUAUGUACUGGCUUGUACAACCCGAUGGCCGUAAGCGCACCGUCAAGUAUCACGCCGACGAUCACCGCGGGUUUAACGCCCAUGUUGAAUAUUCUGAGCCUAUUUAUCAUGUUCAUCACAAGGAUCACAAACAUCAUGAAGAUUAUCAUAAAGAAGAACUGUAUCAUAUACCUGAAUCCGAACAUCAUGAAGUUGUUCAUUACAAACCCGAACCUCACUCCGAAGAUAAGCAUGAGUACUAUGUACCUGAAAAUCACCAUGAAGAGAAUCACUAUCAAAAGGAACAUGAGAAACACAAACACCACGAACCCGAGUAUUAUCUUCAUGAACAUAAGGAACCAGAGCACCAUGAGCAGGAUCAUAAACAUCACGAGCAUGAGCAAGAUGAUGAAAACCAUCAAGGACAUGAAUACUAUGUUAACGAACAUUAUGGUCACCAUGGUGAACUUUUACACGUUGGAUCUCAUACUCCUGAGCAUCAUAAAGAAUACGCGUGGGCGUAUCCGUCAUAUGAGUUCUCAUACCAAGUUAAUGAUCCCCAUACUCAUGAUCAUAAAGGUCAUCAUGAAACUAGACAUGGCGAUAAAGUGAAGGGUAUGUACUGGCUCGUACAACCCGAUGGCCGUAAGCGCACCGUCAAGUAUCACGCCGACGAUCACCGCGGAUUUAACGCCCACGUUGAAUAUUCUGAGCCUAUUUAUCAUGUUCAUCACAAGGAUCACAAACAUCAUGAAGAUUAUCAUAAAGAAGAACUGUAUCAUACACCUGAAUCCGACCAUCAUGAAGUUGUUCAUUACAAACCCGAACCUCACUCCGAAGAUAAGCAUGAGUACUAUGUACCUGAAAAUCACCAUGAAGAGAAACACUAUGAAAAGAAACAUGAGAAACACAAACACCACGAACCCGAGUAUCAUCUUCAUGAACAUAAGGAACCAGAGCACCAUGAGCAGGAUCAUAAACAUCACGAGCAUGAGCAAGAUGAUGAAAGCCAUCAAGGACAUGAAUACUAUGUUAACGAACAUUAUGGUCACCAUGGUGAACUUUUACACGUUGGAUCUCAUACUCCUGAGCAUCAUAAAGAAUACGCGUGGGCGUAUCCGUCAUAUGAGUUCUCAUACCAAGUUAAUGAUCCCCAUACUCAUGAUCAUAAAGGUCAUCAUGAAGCUAGACAUGGCGAUGAAGUGAAGGGUAUGUACUGGCUCGUACAACCUGAUGGCCGUAAGCGCACCGUCAAGUAUCACGCCGACGAUCACCGCGGAUUUAACGCCCACGUUGAAUAUUCUGAGCCUAUUUAUCAUGUUCAUCACAAGGAUCACAAACAUCAUGAAGAUCAUCAUAAAGAAGAACCUGAAUCCGAACAUCAUGAAGAUGUUCAUUACAAACCCGAACCUCACUCCGAAGAUAAACAUGAGUACCAUGAACCUGAAAAUCACCAUGAAGAGAAACACAAUGAUAAAGAAUAUGAGAAACACAAACACCACGAACCCGAGAAUCACCUUAAUGAACAUAAGGAACCAGAGCACCAUGAGCAGGAUCAUAAACAUCGCGAGCAUGAGCAAGAUGAUGAAAACCAUCAAGGACAUGAAUACUAUGUUAACGAACAUUAUGGUCACCAUGGUGAACUUUCACACGUUGGAUCUAAUACUCCUGAACAUCAUAAAGAAUACGCUUGGGCGUAUCCAUCAUAUGAGUUCUCGUACCAAGUUGAUGAUCCCCACACUCAUGACCAUAAAGGUCAUCAUGAAGCUAGACACGGUGAUGAAGUGAAGGGGAUGUACUGGCUCAUACAACCUGAUGGUCGUAAACGCACCGUCAAGUACCACGCCGACGAGCACAGCGGUUUUAAGGCCAACGUAGAAUAUUCUGAGCCUAUUUAUCAUGUUCAUAACAUCGAUCAUAAAGACCAUGAAGAUCAUAGUAAAGAAGAACUGCAUCAUGUACCUGUAUCAGAACAUAAUGUGGUUAUUAACCACAAACAUGAACAUAUCUCCGAAGAUAAACAUGAUGAGCACCAUGAACCUGAACUUCACCAUUUUCUUCAUGGUGACCAUGAAACAGAACAGGAAGAACAUGAAUAUAAGGAACCAGAACACUAUGAGCAGGAGCAGGAACAUCACGAACAUGAGCACCAUGAUGAAAACCAAUAUGAACAUGAAUACCAUGUUUAUAAACACCAAAAACCAGAACAUUAUGAAGCAGAACAUCAAAUAUCAGAACACCAAGCACACAAACAUGCAAAUGAUAAACAUCACGGACACGAAAUUUAUGACCACCAUGACCAGAACGACCAUUAUGUUCAUGGUAAUUAUGAUGAACAUCGUGACCGCGACGAUCGACAUCAGGGUGGUCAUAAUGAAGAGCACCGUGAACAUGACAAUCAACAUAUGCAUGAUCAUAAGCUUGAUGAUCACCAUGAACAUGUUGACAGCCAUCACCUUCCCUAUGGUCAUCGUGAAAAAAAGUACAGACAUCCAUACCCUCAUAUACCAAUUACACAUAACCUUAAAUCGCAUCGACCACACCAUGAACACAAAUAUGAUUCUCAACAUCGGCAUUGA
Molecule: messenger RNA, 3435 nt
Organism: Parnassius mnemosyne (clouded apollo)
Lineage: Eukaryota; Metazoa; Arthropoda; Insecta; Lepidoptera; Papilionidae
Source: the annotation of a GenBank genome assembly